Molecule: messenger RNA, 4145 nt
Organism: Cydia splendana
Lineage: Eukaryota; Metazoa; Arthropoda; Insecta; Lepidoptera; Tortricidae
Gene: Atg17
Product: RB1-inducible coiled-coil protein 1
Exons: 22
Coding region: 306-4130 (1274 amino acids)
Biological process (GO): piecemeal microautophagy of the nucleus; autophagy of peroxisome; glycophagy
Cellular component (GO): phagophore assembly site membrane; Atg1/ULK1 kinase complex
Molecular function (GO): molecular adaptor activity; protein kinase binding
Source: RefSeq, a predicted model, not a curated record
UUUUUGACUAUUGCGAUUAUCGAGCAAUGGUGGUUGCUUUGCUGUUGACCUCAAGAGCUUCAACUGUAGUCAGUGCGUUUUAUUUUAGUGUAAUUGACUGGCUUUUACUUAAUAUUACUGGAUUACAGUGCAAAAUGAUUCUAUAUGUAUCAUAAAUCAAACAAUGUAACACUAACAGUGCCUACUGAAAGCUGGAUGGUCGAUUACGAUUAUGUGUUUGUUGUGAGGAUACAUUGCAAAUGUAACCAGUAAGGAGGUGAUUACACAGAACUGAUUUUAGUUGGAAGCAAUAUUAAACUGCCAAAAUGUUGUAUGUUUUCCAUGUGGAUGCUGGUCAGAUGACCACGUAUGACAUGAAUCUCACGCUGCAGAGUGUGUCAAGUUUAAAAGCAGCGAUAGAAAGGAAGACAAAAAUAGCAGCAAGCUCCCUAGUUCUCCUCGUAAGUGGUGGGGAGGUGCUGCAGUCCGACCACAUGGUGUCUUCGUACAGUGCCGGCACGGACACAAACCCCAUAUACAUGUUUAGCAAGCCAUCGGAGAAGGAGAGCCAUUUGAAGCAAUCCAUGUACAGCGACCUUAGUCCAAUAGUGGAGCUAAGUUCAGGCGAGUUCCGGAGUGACACCCGAAGCGGAGUGGAGGGGAAAUCCCUAGCGGAGCUGAAGGCGAACGUUGACAUGUGCUGUUCACUUCAGCCGACCGUCAACACUGUGAUAAAGUGCGCGACGCUUGCGCAGCAGUUCAGUGAUCUCGCGCACGAUGUUUCUAAGAGCUGCGAUCAGUUGGUUCAUGAGCAGCAUUUGCAACAUCAGGGUUGGUCAGCGGUUGUGGCGAAUUUAGAAGACAUCUUCAACGAAUUCUGCGAGAGAUCUAGAAAUUUCAAAGAAUCAUUCAGAAAACAUCGCCUAAAAAAAGACGAGUACCACGAACAAUUGACCGCUCUCAACGAAGUGUUAGAAUCUUUAGGCAAGAUUCCAAUUCUGCCGGCUCUCCAACUCAACGCGGAGGCGCACCGGUUCUCGGCCUUCGACGUGUUCGAGGAGACCGACUUCGAAGGUCAAUACUAUAGGAUAAGUCAGCCCUUGGAUGGCUCAGAGAAGACGAAUCAAGACUUUGGAGUGGAGGCGUUCAAGUUAUCGGAGGAGGAAGAUGUGUUCGGUCAUAAAGACGCAUCAACAAGCAAAGACGCGGAGCAUGCGCCAGCGCCUGCCGAGCCCAUCGAGGUGUCCGACGAAGGAGUCACCUUUAAAGCGCAAUCUUAUGAAAAUAAGGAGGAACCUACGCUACUACACUGGAUAUUGGCGCAGGGCAACAAGGCUUCGUUACAAGACAUUUUAGACUACUGUCAAAAAGGAUUGGCUUUGAUUGACGCAGAGCCUCUCAAAGAAUUAGAAGAGGAGCUAUGCAACGUGCUAGAAUACGCAAAUGUGCACGGCCUAAAGCAGAUCAAAGGCAUCGAGGACCGUCUGUACCGGCUAGAUCAGCUGCUCAGCGAAGUGAAGAAACUCGAGCGCGACCAGCACGACCAGGCCGCGUCGCUAAUACAGUACCGAGAGCGAUUGAACGCCGCAUGCGACCCGUCAGUAUUACCAACACUGGUGCAGUCACAUUGGUGCCAACUCGAAAAACUGCUCAAGGGACACCAGACUCUAGUUGAUAUUAGGCGACGAAUAUCCAAGUCAAAAGAUGAACUGUCGCAUAUAUUGAAGGCGAGAUUAAAGGCGGUCCUAAUGAUCGAGAACUCGAUGUCGGUGCAGGACGCGCACGCCAUGCUCAGCUUCCAGUGCUUCAACCGUCUGGCGCGCUACUUCGACAUCGUGGCGCAACUACACCGCGCGCCUGUCGUGUACGUCCGCGCCGUGCACGAGGUCGCCAGGCGGAGGAUGUUCUCGCAGGCGCAUUUGAAGUGGGCAACAGACUUAGCGGCGAAACUAAUAAAAAUCCACGAAGAAGAGAUCAUACGACGGCAAGACUUCAACUGUCUGUUCGAAGGGCACUUCCUCAAAAGCCUGUUCCCGGGCAUGACGGAGCUCCCGCCGGCCUUCGCCACGCAGUCGCCGCCCGCGUUCGACGCGCGCCUGCCGCAGGUCACGGACGAGGACGUGCAGCUUAUAGCGACGGCGUUCCCGCAGUUGGCUAAAGAUGUGCCCAACUAUGAUAUGGAGACGACUGUUAAGUUCUUUCAGCAGAGGAUAAGUUCUUCAGAUCACCAGGAAAGAGAUAUUGAUGUUCAAGUAGAUUUUGAGAAGGACUUUGAAUCAGAGACAGACGUAGGCGACUUUGAGCGUCUCAGCCGACAGAGCACGUCACAGAAACAAAGAGUGGACACAUCGACCAUAUGCGUCCCGGACACCAUGGCCGUGUCCACGGUCACAGAGGAUAACAUGGAUACUCACAAAAUAAAUAUGGAAAGGCUGCAAGACUUCCUUUUAAAAUUAUAUGGCAUAUGUAGAGUUAAUAUUGUCUUAAUUCGAGAAGAACUAGCUAGAUUUAAAGAAGAAAUUGACGAACAGAGGAAGUUUAUAAAAGGAAAGUAUAUAGAAAUUUUAGAAGCGUGGCAGAAAGAGAGUGAAGAUAAUGCUUUGAAGUUUCGCGAGCAAACGCAACGCUUGACCGUGGACCACGAGUUAGAACUUAGCGAUAUGAAGGCAGCCCUCGAUGGUAAAGAUGACGUUAUAGAAACUUUAAAGAAAGAAAAGGAAGAAUUAAAAACACUUCACCAAAGUGAUAUUGAAAGGUUAGAAGCAGAGCACAACAGUACAAAAGAAUUAUUAGAAAAAACUAGGGAGGAGAUUAAGUUGUUUGAGAAAAAGCUAGAAGAGGCUGAUGUUCAGAAACAGAAAGAGCUUAAAGAGGCGCAGGAGAAAAUGCACUUGGAAUAUAAGGCGGAGAUCGAGUCGCUGCGCUCAAGAUAUCGUCUCGUAGCCCUAACAAAUAUGGACCGGUCGCCAUCAGAGUCCAGCCUCGAAAAGAUCGAGCGAUCGGACGUGAUAGAGAUAACGAGUCACAACGCUAUAGUCAUGCAGACGAAAGAAAACGCCGAGGUGGAAAAGGAAGAGGCGAUAGCGAAGGUGACAGCCGAGUUACAACAGAAGCUUACUGAGGAAAUCAAUGCGCUCAAGGCGAAGUAUGAAGCAGAAAAACAGAUAACAAUAAACGACGUGACCCGGCGCCUCCUCUCCGAGAAGGAUCGGCAGCUGGACGAGCUGCGCGAGCGGGAGCACCUGCUGUCGCGCGAGUGCGCCAAGUACCGGGACACCAUCCGGCAGCUCACCGACCCCGAGACCAACGAGUGCGACCCGCUGCUGCGGUCACAGUUGGCGACGCUUGAAAAUGAGAAGGCUCUGCUACAGCAGCAAGUUCAAGAUCUGAAGAAGGAACUCGAGAAGAAAGCCGAAGAAGCAGACAAAGCUAAGGAGGAAGACGGUGAAGGAAGGUCAUCGUCGCCGGUACGCGAAGGCAGGAAGCGCGGACGUUGCCACACGCCGUUCGGUCUGUCAGCCGGCACGCUGAGCCUGUCCUCCUGCCUGCCCGGACACACCGUGCUCGUCAUGUGGGACCCCGACCACUACAACUACACCGUCAUGCAGGAAGCGUCGAUAAUGUACUUCGUGCACAGCGACUGUCUCCCAGCCCUCGACCUCAGCAUACAAGUGAAGCACGAGUCUGAUCGCCGGCUCUACGCCGUGGCCGUCGUCGAGUCUAAGGAAUAUUGCUACGCUAAAAAGAGCGGGAACCGGUACCACAUGCCGCGCGCGUCGCGCUUCUACCGCGUGCGCGUGCGCCCGCUGCGGCCCGCGCCGCCGCCGCCGCCCUGCUGCGACCACAAGCACAAGCCAGAUGUAAUGCAUCGCAGCGCUCUGCCGGUGUUUGGUGAGAAUCGCCCGCUCAAGAAAUGGUUGACCUACAUGCAUGCACCAGACAUGUCAAAAUCGGUCGACACGAGCCAAUCAACGAGCUCGAACACCGACGAAGCGAGCAAAGAGGUCGCCACGGCCACGCUCAUCAACCUGGAGUCGCCCGUGUCCACCAGCGAGAACACGGCGCCCGGCGAGGACCAGCUGGACUCCAUCGAGGCCAACGACCAGUGGCACACGGCGAGGAUGCAGGUUUCCACCACCAGCGUUCUGUAAGUUCAUAUUCAUAUU